CAUUUGAGAUCAGCCCGGAACGCAGAAUCGAAGCGAUCGGCCACCGACCGAACCGUACCUCUCCACCGCAGCAGCUAAAUAACGAGGUGGCCGAUCGACUUCCUUCCUCCCUGGCCCGGGGCUCCAUCGGAGGUGAGUGAGGAAAGCUGCAGCCAUCAGCUGCACCAAACCCCGCCGGGAUCAAUCAAUCAAUCCGAGCCGAUGCCAUCCCUUAUCGACUACAGCCCGGCCGCGCUACGGUCGCUGCUCCGGCCGUCGUCCACCGAUGAGCGGCGCGCGAAGCUGUCCGGGGCCGGGGCGGGGGCCGGCGGCGCCCUGGGGCUCUUCAAGGUGUUCAAGAUCCUGCCCAUGCUCACCACGGGUUGCAAGAUGGCUGCCAUGCUGGGGCGGCACAAGCACAGCCGGGCCCUCCUGGCAGACCACGCGCCGACGGUGACGCUGUUCGGGCACCGGCGCGGGCGGCUGAGCCUGGCGAUCCACGAGGACACGCGGUCCCCGCCGGCGUUCCUCAUCGAGCUGCCCAUGCUCGCCGCCGCGCUGCACCGGGAGAUGGCCACGGGCACUGUCAGGCUGGCGCUGGAGAGCGACACGCGCGGGGUCGCCGCCGCCGCGCGGCGCAGGCGGCCGCUGCUGGAGGAGUACGUCUGGGCGGUCUACUGCAACGGGCGCGAGGCCGGGUACGCCAUCCGACGCAAGGACGCGUCCGACGACGAGCGUCACGUCCUCCGCCUGCUCCGCGGCGUGUCCAUUGGCGCCGGGGUGCUGCCGCCGCCGCCCGACGGCAGGGCGGCCGCGGGCGCCACGCCGAGUGCUGGCCCCGACGGCGAGCUCACAUACAUGCGCGCCCGCGUGGAGCGCGUCGUCGGGUCCAAGGACUCCGAGGCGUUCUACAUGAUCAACCCCGACGAUGGCGGCGAUAGCGCGCCGGAGCUAAGCAUUUUCUUUGUGAGGAACAAGUGAGAAUGGAUUCACACUAGUACGUGUCUAUAGUCUAUGCAUACAUAUAUACACUCUUUUUUGUGAAAUGCAUGUACAUGUGCAUAUACUGUGUGAAGACAUCCAUAUAAACAUAUGCACAAUAAAUUAAUUAUUUUGGCA
Molecule: messenger RNA, 1098 nt
Organism: Setaria italica (foxtail millet)
Lineage: Eukaryota; Viridiplantae; Streptophyta; Magnoliopsida; Poales; Poaceae
Product: protein MIZU-KUSSEI 1
Exons: 1
Coding region: 202-960 (252 amino acids)
Biological process (GO): hydrotropism
Source: RefSeq, a predicted model, not a curated record